Cyanidioschyzon merolae strain 10D is the source of this 525-nucleotide messenger RNA. RefSeq lists its product as hypothetical. The transcript has a single exon. Lineage: Eukaryota; Rhodophyta; Bangiophyceae; Cyanidiales; Cyanidiaceae. Bases 1 to 525 code for a protein of 174 amino acids. The record is from RefSeq and is a predicted model, not a curated record.
AUGGCAACGAAAGCAGCUUCGCGCCCAUUGGGGCUGGUGAGGUGUUUUCUCUAUUUUGUGGUGUGGGUGUUUAGUUUGACGAUUUUUGCGGUUAUUGCAGCAAAGCUAUACCGUUCCGUCUUCGGUAUCAAGAUUUGUGCCCUGAGCAGCGAUGAAACUUCUUUGAGCUUCUGCCAGUGGGGCAUAGCGGCUGGUGUUAUCGGCUUUGUCGGGUACUUGUUCCUCGAUAUAGCGCUGAUCUUGAGCUUGUUUACCUCUAUGCUGGAGAAGGAAAUUCUCUAUAUAGAACUCGUUGUGAACGGUUUCUUCAUCUUGUGGUAUUUGGCAUUCGCAGUGGUCAUGAGCGUGGGCGUGGCACGCUACAAGAGUCUUGUGGGGUCCAGCGAUUCGUACGUGAAUACACCAGCGGCUCUGAGUUGGGUAAGUUUCGCUCUCAUCAUCCUCGCAGAAAUCCUGGUUAUGGUGGACUUUCGCAAGCCGAGCGAACAGGAGUCAGCCGAUGAGCCGGCGGAAACAGAAGCUUAA